Molecule: messenger RNA, 1350 nt
Organism: Nanorana parkeri
Lineage: Eukaryota; Metazoa; Chordata; Amphibia; Anura; Dicroglossidae
Product: properdin-like
Exons: 9
Coding region: 1-1350 (449 amino acids)
Source: RefSeq, a predicted model, not a curated record
AUGUCCCUGAGAUGUGUUGUCUAUUGCAUUCUACCAACACUUUCUGUUUUUUUCCCAUCUUUAGGAUCAGAUGACGUUUUGUGCUAUGAAGCUGUGAAUGAGAAUACUGGGGAAUGUGAGGAUUUUCUUGGAGAUGGUGUGCUGGAAGUAGAUUGUUGCCUGAAUUUCAAAUAUGGCUUCAAGAGAGAGGCUCGUGGUCAGUGCCAGUCAUGCCGUCCAGCAGAGUGGAAGGAGUGGGGUAGCUGGAGUCCAUGUUCUGUGUCCUGUACGGAAGGAGUGCAGGAACGAAGAAGGACCUGCCGUGGACAAGGAGACUGCCCAGGAACCAGUGUGGAGGUCCAAGCCUGCGUUCUGAAUGAGUGCUGCCCUGUAAACGGAGGAUGGUCUACCUGGUCAUUGUGGUCACAGUGCUCAGCAACUUGCAAGGCUGGACAGAAGCAAAGAACCAGGCAAUGCAAUAACCCUCGUCCAUCCUGUGGAGGGAGAUGUAUCGGCCCUGAAAAAGAAGUGGAUAUAUGCUAUACUAACAUCCCCUGUCCCAUUCAUGGUCAGUGGGGAAAUUGGAACCCCUGGCAGGGAUGUUCCUCCAGCUGUAAAAACGAAUUGGGGCCUCUGCCAAUUCAAAAACGUUUCCGUCUAUGUAACAAUCCACCACCAUCUCACAGCCCGCCAGGAAACCAGUGUGAUGGAAAAGCUAGAGACAGUCAGGUCUGUGACAACCUUCCCUUCUGUCCAGUGGGUGGAGAAUGGGGAGCUUGGACGAGAGACUCGGAGUGUUCGGUCACCUGCGGCAUUGGGCGGGUGAAAGAAAAGAGGACCUGUGAUAACCCGCCUCCUCGUUAUGGGGGAAGAUAUUGUGAAGGUUCCAACACAAGAAAUACCAUCUGCAACACAAAGGUGGCAUGUCCAGUUGAUGGACAGUGGUCUGAGUGGGGCGAUUGGCCUACAUGCGUUCGUCUGGCAAAAGAAAAUAUUACAUGCAAAUCCAAAGCGGGAACACAAUCCAGAAAGAGGACGUGUAUUGGAACGAGCCCGGAUGGGAAGUGGUGUGAAGGGGACUACAGGGAAAGUCGCAGUUGCUAUGACAUUGAAAACUGUCCCUUAAAAGGUGUUUGGUCUGAAUGGACUUCCUGGGGACUUUGCUCCUCUCCAUGUGGAUGGGCUGAAAGAACAAGACAUAGGGAAUGUCUGCCAGUGUAUCCAGAUUAUCCAUCUAUUGUAAAUGGAGUCUUAAAACAAGCUGAAGCCUUCUUUUCUGGAACACCUAUAGUAUCAUGUAACCCAAUCAAUGGAGAAACAAAGAGAGUGGAGGAAAGAGUGGAAUGCAAGAACCUUCCUCCCUGUGUAUAA